AUGAGGAGCCUACAGUUGAUCCUUGUGGUCUUUGUCUUACUCUCCUAUGUCCCACCAGUUAGAAGUGGACUGAAUAUUUAUAUAAAACGUAUGUUCGAUUCAUGCUGGCUAUUAAAAGGCACUUGCAGGGAAAGCUGUCAACCACGUGAAAUAUUUAACAUUUUUUGUGGUACACAAUACCUAUGCUGCAUAGACCCAGAGGACAUGCCCACUCUGUUUGUGAAGUAA
Messenger RNA from Cricetulus griseus (Chinese hamster), 228 nucleotides. The record is from RefSeq and is a predicted model, not a curated record. NCBI's taxonomy places the organism in Eukaryota, Metazoa, Chordata, Mammalia, Rodentia, Cricetidae.